Messenger RNA from Trichophyton verrucosum HKI 0517, 1899 nucleotides. RefSeq lists its product as uncharacterized. The transcript is spliced from 2 exons. The record is from RefSeq and is a predicted model, not a curated record. Bases 1 to 1899 code for a protein of 632 amino acids. Lineage: Eukaryota; Fungi; Ascomycota; Eurotiomycetes; Onygenales; Arthrodermataceae.
AUGUCAGAUACAUGUAUUGUGUGCUUAGGCGACCUUGGCGAAGGCGAUGCCGCUGACGUCGUGCCAAGCCUACUCACUGCAACAAGCCAGCCGCCCAAGGAGAACACUGCCAUUGAGGCUGUUGAGAUCGCCCAUCUGCUUCCCUGUGGCCAUAACCUACAUAAUGAAUGUCUAAAGCCCUGGGUUGAACGAGCAAACAGCUGUCCGAUUUGCAGACAGAACUUCAAUGUUGUCGAGCUGGUAACCAAAGUUGGAGCAACAUUUUUUGAUAGAACAAUACUGACCGUAGUUUCGUUUGCAGGGCCUGCCAUAUCUUCAUAUGUCGUGGAAGACCGAAUUCAGGUCGCUGAUAUUGACCCGUCUAUGCUUGGGGAUGACUUGCUUGAAUACACUGACGAGUUUCAGCCCUGUUCAAUAUGCGGUGACGACGACAACGAAGCUGUACUUCUGCUAUGUGAUGGGUGUGAUAUUGCAUGUCAUACAUACUGUCUGGGCUUAGAUUCUGUCCCGUCUGGACCAUGGUUUUGCAUGCAAUGCAAUUCUCAACGUGCCCUUUCAACUCCUGCCCCUGCCCCUUCUCUUCGUGUCUCCCGUCGACGCACCAGGGCAGAUCAACUGAGGCAUAUCGCCAAUACUCAAGUAAAUGCUCUUCACUGGGCUCGAGUGUGGCAGUCCGUCUGGGACCAGCUUCAUCUUGAUCUUGACUUUCCGUUUGAUGAUGAAGAAGAAAAUGGAGUUAGCCGCACUCUACUCCAACGAAGGCAAGAGGAGACGAAUCUUAGAGAGUUUCGAGCCUGGCAACGACGAAUUCGUGUUGCUGAACGUCAAGGCGGAUCGAGCAGGUUACGGGAAGCCGUCCCCGCUCUCCUCGAAAUGCGCAGAGGCUGGCCAUCGCGACCACGGCCUAGGAUUCAAACUCCAGAACCAGAAUCUAUAGAUGAAAUUAGAGCUUGGAAUGCCUUUGAGCGAGCAAACGCUGUCCAGGAAGGGACAUCAUGCAAUAAAAGGAAACGAAAAUCUCCUACUGCCUCUCCGGUGGAGCCCGAGCCCGCCCAGCCAGAAAGAAAGCUCAAACGACCACGAACCAAACGUCCAGAGGCUCUAGCAGAUAUCCUUGAUCAUGGAGGAGAAUCAUCGAGCCGAGGCAGUGGCAGAUUACCCAAUGGCGAUGAUCAGCCACUCAAUAGUCACUCUCCCCCUUCAGGACCAAGCUUCCUUCAGUCCUUGCUUAAGGAAGUGGAAGAGUCAUCAACACCCAACAUGCAUACUGUCCCGCUUCGACUAGCCUCAUCUCCCUAUAACCCCACAGAAAUGAGCUCUUCCGGCCCCUCAUCGCCCGCUCUCUCCCCUCUCUCCUCUAGCCGUUCCUCUUCUCGUCCAUCAUCUACCACUCCACCACCGCGGUCUGUUGACUCCGCACCAAGCGACUUCAACUUUUCCUCUCCAGAAUUUUCCCCUUCCCGCUCUCCUGCUCCCACACGCAAUCCAUCGUCAGAAGAAAGUUUACGGCGUUCUCGAAGGCGUAUACCCGUUGGUCUUCAACCUUGCCAUGACCUAUCUUCCUCAUCUCAUCCUUUGCGAUCUAAUGAAUCAUCACCUACACGUGGUUUAUCUCUUUCCACCAAAUCACACCUCCAAAGGAUGGUCAGCUCCGCCCUAAAGCCAUAUUAUCGUCGGAAGGAAGUUUCAAAAGAAGAGUACACCGAUAUUAAUCGCAGAAUAUCCCGUCUGCUUUAUGACCAGGUCGAUGCAUCUGGUGCCCUUGACUCUGAAACCAAGUCAAAGCUCGCUAUCAUUGCCAGUGAAGAAGUCAACAAAGCCGUUUCUAUGCUACGAGAUCUCAGGGCAAACGAAGCUAGUGACAGCAGUGGCGCUGGAUCGGCGCUAACUUCGUCCUGA